Messenger RNA from Daldinia decipiens, 1722 nucleotides. RefSeq lists its product as uncharacterized. Gene Ontology annotation, cellular component: uniplex complex; mitochondrial inner membrane. NCBI's taxonomy places the organism in Eukaryota, Fungi, Ascomycota, Sordariomycetes, Xylariales, Hypoxylaceae. Gene Ontology annotation, biological process: mitochondrial calcium ion homeostasis; calcium import into the mitochondrion. The transcript has 4 exons. Bases 131 to 1582 code for a protein of 483 amino acids. Gene Ontology annotation, molecular function: calcium channel activity; uniporter activity. The record is from RefSeq and is a predicted model, not a curated record.
AAACAGGUACGAAAUAGUGGGCAAAGGUCCUUUUGCGACGUCAAACAUCAAUUCUAUGGAUCAUUUACAUAGUCCGCCAGCUUUCUAGAGCUGCGCAAGGUAAAGAGAACAUCGUGAUAAAUAGAGCGCGAUGAGCUAUGCGUUUAGAGCGUGUUCGCAGUUGACAGCCUCGAGCAUACGGCAAUUUGCUGGCUGUCGUCUUGGUAAUACUUAUACUAUUCAUACUUAUACUUCAACUUUAAAACCGCCAAAGAAAGCAAAUCCGGUGGUGCCUUCGUCGUAUAGAUAUCUUGCAACUACACAGCACACGAGAAAACAGAAGCUUGAAGAUGAGGCGACAAGGGAAACAAACAAAAAAGACCAAGCGGCGUAUGAGCAAGAAGUAAAAUUCGGAAUUGAAGAUGCUACGAAGCAGCAGAUCAAACGUCCCUGGCAGAGGGAGGGCGCCGACGAGCCUCCCGUCAGCGAGUCGAGGCGGACCAUGAAUAAGACCAUGACCAAGGGCAAACUACUGACCACUCCAACCCGACUCCUAAAACUGAUCCUACCCCUCCCCGUCGACGCGACCCACGACGAGCAUGGCAACAAAGGGGAAUUCCGAUCCCUCGCCCAAAACGAAGACAUCCAACCCCUAGCCCUGCUCGUCCACCCCCAACAGCCCCUAUCCUACCUCGAGCGCCUAAUCCAAGCCGAGCUCCCGCCAAUCCGCGACAGCGACGACCGCGAGAAGAUGCCCAGCGUGUAUUUCCUAGCCGAGGGGUCCGAGCGGGACGAGACCGGGCGCAAAAUCGGGAUCGGCCAGGAGAAAUCCAACAUCGCGUCGUACUCGGGCCUCGGCCGCGAGGGCGCCGACACCCCCGCCGAGCACAAGGACUGGGUGCGCUGGAGCAGCUCCACCGAGAUCGGCGACUUCAUCCGCGACGCCGCGCGCGGCCGCGAGUUCGCCAUCGAGAUCACCGGUCACGGCGCCGAGAUGCGCGUCGACGUGCCCAGCUUCAACGACCGCACGCACUACAUGCGUGUUCGCCUGCGGCGCAUGUCCCACAAGAUCGAGGAGCUUUCCAAGAUCAAGCACGAGUGCGACAUGCUUGCCCAUCGCGGCGUCCAUCGAAUCGCCAAAGCCGGAUUCGUCGUUCUGUCGGGGUGGUGGGGCGCUGUCUACUUCCUGACCUUCCACACUGACCUUGGCUGGGACUUGAUGGAGCCUGUAACGUAUCUCGCCGGCUUGAGUACUAUGAUGGGCGGUUAUCUGUGGUUCCUGUUCAUCAGCCGGGACCUGAGCUACCAGGCCGCGCUCAAUAUUACCGUUUCGCGGAGGCAGAACAUCCUAUACCAGGAGCGCGGGUUUGACCUGCAGAAGUGGGAGAAUUUAUUACACGAUGUGAAUGCGCUGAGGCGGGAGAUUAGGACCGUGGCCGAGGAGUAUGAUGUCGAUUGGGACGAGAUGACGGAUCUCGGCGGGGCGGAUGUGAAGGAAGUACUUGAGCACGAGGAGAGGAAGGUCGAAGGUAAUCGCAAGCAGGAGGAUAAGGAUGACAAGGAGAACGCGAGACAUAAGUCGGAUAAAAGCGAUGAGUCAUGAUACCGGCCGGAUACACAUAGAAUAUAGCUGUAGAGCAAAGCGUAGUUCAUUCCAAUCGAGAUCAAGUUUGAAAAUCUCGUACUAUGUAAUGUAAUUUUAUGUAACGCGCGUAGAAGGCAAAAUUCGGAUGAGAAGACCAA